AUGGCUCGGAAAAUGUUUCAAAUUUUGGUGUCUGCUCUGCUGUUUACAGCUUCUGUUUCGAGUGUCCUUGGAGCACCCUUUCUGACAGAAGAGUCAGUGAAUCAGUUCCUGCGGCUCAAACGACAUGUACCAUAUUCUCCGAGCUACUGGGACUCAGGCAGCAGCCAGAACUCGUGGGCAUAUACUGUGGCUCAACAGAUUAGUGAAUCAUGGGCAGCUCUGAGGGAAACAGCACAAUACUACAUGGACUUGGACCCUUAUGCCUUUAAUCCUUCGACAGCUGGCAACAACAUCAGAUCCUACAUGGAGCAUCUACAGCAGUCUGAGACUCUCCUCCAGCAACAAGCUAUUAAAUCCUACACAUCCUGUAUCUGGCCAUGUUAGGAUAUGGCAUGUUAUGUAUUUGCCAUUAUGUAUUUGAUAAGAUGACUAUAUCUCCUCCCACUUGGGUCUAAACCCAAAAUUAGCACACUAAUUCUCUGCAUAAAUACUGCAUAUUUUAUAUUCAUAAGUAGAAC
Zonotrichia leucophrys gambelii is the source of this 518-nucleotide messenger RNA. RefSeq names its product chromosome 1 C3orf85 homolog (gene C1H3orf85). The coding region runs from base 1 to 384 and encodes 127 amino acids. The record is from RefSeq and is a predicted model, not a curated record. NCBI's taxonomy places the organism in Eukaryota, Metazoa, Chordata, Aves, Passeriformes, Passerellidae. The transcript has 4 exons.